AUGGAAAAUUUAGUUGAGGUCAUGCUUCCUGAAGAUAAUUUUCUAUUCUAGGACAGACCUCUUUCAGCUCGUGAGAAAAGAACACUAAGACAGUUCUCUGAGUCAUAUUGUAUGACCCUUGUACUAUAAUUUAUACCUCAAUCAUUCGUUGUACAUCUUUAAAUACUCUCGAGAUUCUAUUAUAAAGUGUAAAUUCCUAGAUCUCUUUCAUCAGUUGAAGUAAAAUUACGUAAAGUGAGAUUACAUCUCUUCAACCAUGAAAGUAUCAUAAUUUUCAACAUGCAGAACUGGACAAAGCAAAAGAGAAAGAUAAAGAACUAAGAGUUUCCACAUCUAUGGAAUUGCCAGAGUAUUGAAGUUAAAGGAGCAAUCUUCCUGACCGGCGGUAGUAUGGCUAACACUAAAACAUAUGUUAAGCAUACUUAUCAAUUGUGCGAAAAAACUUGGCUAUUUGAAAGGAAAAUGGACAUGUACAACCCCAGAGAUGCACAUGGGAUGAUAGGCUGGAAAAAUCAAUAUAUUAUAGUGGUCGGCUCAUGGCAUGUUGAGUAAAGUACAAAAACUGUUGAAAUAUAUAACAUCUAAUUCGACACAUGGAGUGAGCUUCCUUAACUUAAUUAUGCUACAUGCGCUCCUGGACUAAUAAUUAUAGAAGAUAGGUAUAUGUAUAAGGUAGGAGGCACCACAAACAUUCGGAAAAUAGAACGAUUCGAUUUGCUUCAGCCAACUGAAGACUGGAUAACUAUCAACACUUCGAAUUAAAUUGGUAAAAAAGCUUCUAUAAAUAGGUGCCUGCUUCAUCCCGUAAACAAGGAAGAGUUUUUAGUCUUUGGAUGCCAUUUUGGUAGAUCAGAGUACCCUUUCUCUUAUCACUUGGAUAAAAAUGAGUUCAAUAAAUUUCAAAAAAGUGAGGUCUAAAUAGAUAUGUACCGAUCAAAUGAUGUAGUCCAACUAGAUCCCUACUCAAUAUUCAUCAGACCCUUCGUAAAGGUAGGUGAUUCGAUGGAAAAUGUCAAAGUACUUCAGUAUUUCAUCAGGGAACUAGAAGUUGUAGAUGAGGAUUAAAAUGGACCUAGAGCAGAAAAUAAAACAAACGCAAAAUUCAAACGGUUCUUUAGAAAUCUGUUCUAGAGAAAGCCUAAAUUUUCGACCAAACCUUACCAGAAUUUCCCUAAAGGACAUAUUGAAGAGGUAGAAUUCGCCACCACAGAUUGGGAGAAUUGA
Messenger RNA from Stylonychia lemnae, 1224 nucleotides. Lineage: Eukaryota; Ciliophora; Spirotrichea; Sporadotrichida; Oxytrichidae. The record is from the annotation of a GenBank genome assembly.